GAAAAUAUUUUUAGUCUCCUUUAUUGCGUUACCUGUCGAUCACUGUCUUGACGUUGUCCAAUCAUAUGUCUAUGCUUAAAUUGCCCAUUUAUUUCUCUUUCUCUUUCUCUUUCUUAUGCAGACAACAAUGUGCCUUUCAUGGGCUCGUCAUAAGCUAGGAUGUGCGUAUUACUCUGAUCAAACACUGGAGCUAUAUCUUAUGGAAGAUAUGACUGAAUCAGACCAGUUUGAGAAUGUAUUGACAUUGAUAGCACAAAUUUCCCCUAGUCUUUUAUUCUUGUCUGAUAAACAAGACCUUCAAGCGUUCAUCAAGCAUCAUUAUGGCAAUACAAUAGAGAUCAAGACCAUACUCGCAAAAGACAUGGCAUUUGAAAAGGGUCGAUAUAUGCUAUUGAAUUGGUUUAUUCAUCAUAUUCAACAAGACAAUAUUUACUUAAGAGACCCAGAAGAAGGAAACAAGACGCAUGCUUAUCUUCAAUUAGAAGGACUUGUUCAGCUAGAUGACAGUCUCUUGUCUGUGGCCUGUGCAGGUGUUGUUCUUAAGCACAUUCAACAGGAUGAAUCAUUUCAGCCUAAUUCAAUCAAAGCAUUUACAUGCCAAGAUUGUAUGCAUAUCAAUUCAGACACACAAAGAUCACUCUGUAUCUUUGAUUUGGAAACGCACCCUAAUAUGCAUCAACAACAUAGAGAAAAAGAAAGCCUGUCAUUGUUUGGUCUAUUGAACAAGACAAAGAGUGCUUUAGGAAAACAUAUGCUGAAAGACUGGGUUGCUCGUCCUACUCAAAACAGAAAAGUGAUUGAACAACGUCAAAGGGUAAUUCAGUUUCUAAUGCAGUCUGAUAUGCGUGAGCAGAUAGUGGAGUUGGGCUCGCAUCUAAAGCACAUUAAAAACAUACAUCAAUUGUUAUCAAGAGUAAGAGAAUCUAAAGCUACUUUGAAUGACUGGCAGUACAUUUUGAAGUUUGCUUAUUAUUCUAUCUGUAUCUUCAACUUGUUACAACAAUGGAUACAGCAUAAAAACGAACUUUCAAAAGAGAUUGUCUUAUUUCAAAAGAUCAAGCAAAUGCUACCUAUGAUCAACACAGUCAUGGAACAAGUUGGAUCGUAUAUCAACCAUGUAAUUGAUUUUGAGACAAGCAAACAAGAAGCUCGGGUAAUUGUAAAAGAAGGCGUUGAUACAACCUUGGAUGAUUUACGAGAAAAGUAUCAGCACUUGGAUGACUAUUUGUUACAAGUAUCUCAAGAGAUCAGUACUGUGCUACCUAUGAGUUUACGAGUAGCCUUAAAUGUGGUUUAUUUCCCUCAAUUGGGUUAUUUGAUUACUUUACCACAAUACCAUCUUCAACGCCACAGCUCAGCUGUUGAUGAUAAUGGCAGUAUGAGCAGUAUCAAUAGCGAAUUGCAUCGACAACGUCUAGCAGGAUUUGAAUUACAAUUUACUACAGCAGAUAAUCUGUAUUAUAAGAAUGAAAGAACAAAAGAAUUGGAUGAAUCCUUAGGUGAUAUUCAUGCUAUGAUUGUUGAUAAAGAAAUUGAAAUCAUACAAAGCUUAUCAGAAAAAAUCCUUGAACAUACCUUGACAUGCACAGAUGUAGUUCAAGUAUUGUCUGAAUUAGAUUGCCUAGUUUCUCUUGCAUUAGUAGCAUUAAAGUUUAAUUAUGUUAGACCAACCAUGACAGACGACAAUAGAUUAGACAUUAUUCAAGGAAGACAUCCUCUUCAAGAACUGUGUGUCAAUAUCUUUAUUCCAAACGAUACGCAUCUCCAAGGUGGGAAAGGAUGCUUAAACCACAAAGAAAAGUUAUCAAAUAUCUAUCAUGCUACAACAGAAAGAAGAGAAUCCCAUAGCAUCGCUCCAACAGAGAGUGAUUCAGCAGCAAAUGUCGAUAGUGUACAGAUAGUUACAGGAGCUAAUUUCUCUGGAAAGAGUGUCUAUCUAAAACAAAUUGCUCUCAUUGUUUACAUGGCACAUAUUGGAAGCUUUGUCCCAGCUGAAAAAGCAACCAUAGGUAUCACAGAUAAAAUGUUUACAAGAAUUCAAACUUCAGAAACAGUGUCCAAGCCUCAAAGUGCAUUUGGCUUUGAUCUUCAACAGCUAAACCGAGCUUUAUCGAAUGCUACUUGUCGUAGCUUAGUCGUUAUGGAUGAGUUUGGCAAGGUAAGCUGAAUACCUGAACAAAUUCUAUCUUAUGUAGGCAGGGAACUGACAGUGCUGAUGGGGCUGCAUUAUUCUGCUCCGUGAUUGGAUACUUUUUAUCACAAGCAAACCAAUGCCCAAAAA
This is a messenger RNA of Gilbertella persicaria, 2281 nucleotides long. Its product is annotated as DNA mismatch repair protein MutS. Gene Ontology annotation, biological process: mismatch repair; chiasma assembly. NCBI's taxonomy places the organism in Eukaryota, Fungi, Mucoromycota, Mucoromycetes, Mucorales, Choanephoraceae. Gene Ontology annotation, molecular function: mismatched DNA binding; ATP binding; ATP-dependent DNA damage sensor activity. The transcript has 17 exons. The record is from RefSeq and is a predicted model, not a curated record. The coding region runs from base 116 to 2167 and encodes 683 amino acids. Gene Ontology annotation, cellular component: nucleus.